Messenger RNA from Ceratina calcarata, 1565 nucleotides. RefSeq names its product acetylcholinesterase 2 (gene AChE-2). The transcript has a single exon. The coding region runs from base 420 to 1565 and encodes 381 amino acids. The record is from RefSeq and is a predicted model, not a curated record. Gene Ontology annotation, molecular function: acetylcholinesterase activity. Lineage: Eukaryota; Metazoa; Arthropoda; Insecta; Hymenoptera; Apidae. Gene Ontology annotation, biological process: choline metabolic process; acetylcholine catabolic process in synaptic cleft. Gene Ontology annotation, cellular component: plasma membrane.
ACCCCGUGCAACGCGGCUCGCCGGCCGCCGCGCGAAGAUUCACCCACUGCGCGAUACCCUCUUUAGUCACCUUCGCAUACGCGCGUCCUUGACUCUCAGGUUUACCCUAGGCGAGCGUCGGACCAUUUUAAUCGUAGAACCGUGAUUUCUUUCAGCGACGUAAACGGAACGAAAAGUGACCGUCAACGCGCGUGCGUGUAGAUCCAGAUCGCCGGGGGUGCGUGCCCGUCGAAGGUCACGGUGAAUUAGACAAACGGUAAAAGAGAAGAGACAAGGGAGACGGCGUGGUUAGAGAGUGGAGGCGAACGGAAAUAGGAUUCCGCGCAAAAGCCGGUAGCGGCCGCCGCCGGUCCCCCACUCGCUAACUUGUUGAGUCUCUCUCGGCAGGUGUGUGUGCGUUCGAAAUACCCGGGACCACGAUGACGAACUACCGCUGCUGUCUGCUGCUCCUGCUGCUCGCCGGCACCAUACGAGCGAACGUGUCCUCGAACAGGAACAACGUGCACAACGAUCCCCUGGUGGUCGACACUACCAGCGGACGGGUCCGAGGAUUCGCUCGCACCGUUCUCGACAAAGAGGUUCACAUAUUCUAUGGGAUACCGUUCGCAAAACCGCCCAUAGGACCAUUGAGAUUCAGGAAACCGUUGCCGAUAGAACCCUGGCACGGUACGCUGAACGCCACCGUAUUACCUAACAGCUGCUACCAGGAGAGGUACGAGUAUUUCCCCGGAUUCCCCGGGGAGGAGAUGUGGAACCCUAACACGAACAUCUCGGAGGACUGUUUGUACUUGAACAUAUGGGUACCUCAGAAGAUCAGGAUGAGGCACAAGGGCUCGGAUCCUCCGAACAACGGCGAUAAGAAUGGUUUACCUUUACUGGUAUGGAUCUACGGGGGUGGCUUCAUGAGCGGCACUGCCACCCUUGACGUCUACGACGCGGACAUCAUGGCAGCCACCAGCAACGUCAUCAUCGCGUCGAUGCAAUACAGGGUAGGCGCUUUCGGGUUUCUUUACCUGAACAAACAUUUCACCAACAGCGAGGAAGCGCCGGGGAACAUGGGACUCUGGGAUCAAGCUCUGGCACUCAGGUGGCUCAGGGACAACGCCGUCGCUUUCGGCGGCGACCCUGAACUCAUCACGAUCUUCGGAGAGUCUGCCGGUGGCAGCUCCGUCUCCUUGCAUCUGAUCUCUCCCGUUACUCGAGGUCUCGUACGUCGCGGUAUUCUUCAAAGCGGAACUCUGAACGCCCCAUGGAGCUACAUGACCGGUGAGAAGGCGAACGAAGUCGCCAGGAUACUCGUAGACGACUGCGGAUGCAAUUCGACGAUGUUACAAGAGAAUCCCGCGAGGGUCAUGGCUUGCAUGAGGUCCGUCGACGCGAAGACCAUCUCCGUGCAGCAAUGGAACAGUUAUUGGGGCAUUCUGGGAUUCCCCUCCGCGCCCACCAUCGACGGUAUCUUUUUACCUAAGCAUCCUCUGGACCUCCUCAGGGAAGCCGACUUCAAGGACACAGAAAUACUUAUCGGGAAUAAUGAAAACGAAGGUAAGAAUUUCAGUUUUCACUAG